This is a messenger RNA of Bursaphelenchus okinawaensis, 1576 nucleotides long. NCBI's taxonomy places the organism in Eukaryota, Metazoa, Nematoda, Chromadorea, Rhabditida, Aphelenchoididae. The record is from the annotation of a GenBank genome assembly.
AUGUCCAAAAAUGAAAAAAGAGGAGUUCAAGAAGAUAUUGUCAAAAUCUUUGAAAACUUUUUCAAUUUGACUGAAGUUGACGGUCAUUUUACGUAUGUUCUUGCCAUUAAACUGUAAAAUAUGACAUUUUUAAUGUACUAAUAAGCAAAAAAAAUUAAGUUUUUUCUAUUACGUUGUUCAUUAAAUUCUGAGCCUUCUCAAAGAAAGUUUUCAGGGGGCACAGAAUUAUUUGAAGAACAAAUUUACAACUUUAAAACUUUCAGAGCCACUCCACCCCACCACGGUGGAGCCUUCAACCCGAUCCGCUUGUUCGGCGGCCAAGCCAUUGGUCAAGCCUAUUUGGCCGCCACUAAAAUACGACCCGACUUCUUGCCAUUACGAAUGGAUUUCACUUUUUUGAGGCCUGGUACAACCAAAGAUGACAUUGAUUAUAUGGCUACUAGUUCCGGCGUUGGGUCGCACUAUUUAGCAUUGGAAAGUCGGCAGGGAGAGAAGGUGCUGAACACCGCCAAAUUUAGGGUUAGUUUUUUGGGGGGUUUAAAUUUACCCUGCAAGAACCGAAUAACCCAUAUUAGCCCUUUACUCCCCACCACAGUAAAACCCUUCAUAUUAUCCUAAUCUUUCAGCUAGCCCGCCUCAAAUACUUUGAAAAAGAAGCCCUUCAACCGGUCGAUUUCAUCGACACAUCCAACCUACCCUGCCCAUACCAAACCAAACCUAGUAGCCCCUUCAUAGCUACCACAGUCAUCGACAAAUGGCUAAAACGGCAUGGAUUCGAAACUAGAUUCGCUAAUUUCAAUCGAAAUCGACCGACCUUGUUCGAAGGUCGAUUAAUUCGAUUUUACGACUUUGAAAACGACCAAAAACAGUCCAGUCUAAUGUGGAUGAGGUUGUCUAAGAUCGUUAAAGGUCAGUGUAAACAAAGUUUUUGCAAAAUAUAGCUUUUUUGACCAAAAUUUUGAAACUAAAAAUUUCAAAAAAAAUUUUUUUAAUUUCAAAAUAUCGAAAUUAUUUUUCAAAUUCCAAACCAAAAAAUCCUUUCAGACUCCCCAAUACCAAUAAAUGUGAUCAUCCCCCUGGUAUUCUCCGACUUUAUCCUUGCUUUACCCUCCAAUGUUAUACUAGACCAAGAGCCCAGCCAAAAGUCGCCCGUCAUGUCUUCACUCGAACAUCAGGUCGUAUUUCAUUCCAAUGACUUUGAUGUAAGCUCGUAUGGCUUUUGUAUCCGUAUUUUACAAUUAAAACCCAAAAAAUUUCAAAAAUUCAUUUAAAAAAAUUUCAAAUUUCAAAAUUUUAAAAUUUCAAAAACCCUCCAAAUCACUUUUACAACCUUUGUAAACAAAGUUCUUUCCAUCUUAUACCCCAAAACCCUUUUAAACCCACAUUCACCUCGAUAUUGCUUUAGGCGAAAGACUUCUUCCUAGUCGAACAACAAAUCGAGUGUUCGACGGAAAUGGUCAAAAUUAAUGGAAAAAUCGCGACACGCCACGGCCGACCCGUAAUGAGUUUUACACAACAAGCCUUCUUCCAGGAACUCAUACCCAAUCAAUUUGUUGAACCUUCACCUAAGCUAUGA